UUAUGAGAAACGUCGUCGUUAUUUCCUACAUUCCAAAUUAAGAAAAAAAACAAUGAAAUCAUUAUUAUUGUUUUCAAUUUUAGAAAAUAAUCAGAUCUAUCCUACGUGAAGGGGGAGCUCAAGAACAGAUCGCAUUAAUUCGAUCGAUUCUCUUCCAUAAUUUCCACUCUAUCAUCCGCCAUUAUUACAAUCUUGAUUAAAUUUCAAAAUUUCAAUCAUUUGAAGGCGAAUUUCCCUAAUUUUCCCUCCUUUCAGAUUUCUGGAAAUUCAGUAGAAAAUGGCGAAGGAAACUGGUUACUAUGAUUUACUAGGAGUUGGUAUUGACGCUACGCAAACUGAGAUUAAGAAGGCCUACUAUGUUCAGGCAAGGAUUGUUCAUCCCGAUAAAAAUCCUGGAGAUCCACUGUCUGCCCGGAAGUUUCAGGAACUUGGCGAGGCUUAUCAAGUAUUAAGUGAUCCUGAGAAACGCGAGGCAUAUAAUAAGUAUGGGAAGGAAGGUGUACCACAGGAUGCCAUGGUAGAUCCAGCAGCAGUAUUUGGGAUGCUUUUUGGAAGUGACUUUUUUGAAGACUAUAUUGGCCAACUUGCAUUGGCAACUAUAGCAUCUGUUGAGUUUGAAGAGGACCCCCAGCUUCCCGCUGAAGUUAGGAGGCAGAAAAUUCAGGAAAAGAUGAAGACAAUGCAACAGGAAAGGCAAGACAAACUCAUAAUGACCCUUAAAGACCGUCUUCGACCGUAUGUAGAUGAUCGCAUCGAUGAGUUUGUAGAUUGGGCAACAUCAGAAGCAUCUAACCUCUCAAAAGCUGUUUUUGGUGAGGCCAUGCUACAUACAAUUGGUUAUAUUUAUACAAGACAAGCUGCCAAAGAACUUGGAAAGGAGAAAAAAUUCUUUAAAGUACCCUUUUUAGCAGAAUGGGUGCGUGACAAAGGACAUCAGAUAAAGUCACAGGUGAUGGCAGCUUCAGGAGCUGUGUCAUUGAUUCAAAUACAAGAGGAUCUAAAGCGGUUGAGUCAAGGAGAAAACAAGGAAGAGAACAUGAUGAAAGCUAUGGAAGAGAAGAAAGACGCCAUGCUUAAUUCCCUUUGGCAGCUCAAUGUCAUUGAUAUAGAGACCACCUUGUCACGUGUCUGCCAAGCAGUUCUUAGGGAUACUACUGUUUCAAAGGAUGUUCUCAAGUCACGUGCUAAGGCAUUGAGGAAACUCGGAACGGUAUUUCAAGGUGCAAAGGCUCCUUACAAGAGAGAAAACAGUCUCCGGAGUGAAGUAAUCACCCCUGCUGGCACCCCAGCGGACACAACAGCGCCAAAUCAAUCUUGAAUUUCUAUCAACAACCCCCUCAGUGUGUAUGUACUUGGCAUAUCAUUGAUCAUCUGCUAUGCUGUUAUUUGUAUUCAACCAUUGUUUACACAGCAGUGUGUUCCGUUGCUGUAUUCAAACCCAGUUGACAUAAUUUUUCCCCCUGUAGUUGUGUUGUACAUUAUUUGCCUUCAGUUUGGUGUUGAAUACCGCCUUAUAACUCUUGCAUUAUUGAAUUAUAUGCAAUGAAAUGAGAAGGUGCCAUUUCAUUUUGUAA
Spinacia oleracea (spinach) is the source of this 1574-nucleotide messenger RNA. RefSeq names its product chaperone protein dnaJ 10. Lineage: Eukaryota; Viridiplantae; Streptophyta; Magnoliopsida; Caryophyllales; Amaranthaceae. The record is from RefSeq and is a predicted model, not a curated record. Bases 278 to 1318 code for a protein of 346 amino acids. The transcript has 10 exons.